This is a messenger RNA of Penicillium brevicompactum, 2343 nucleotides long. RefSeq names its product putative vacuolar transporter chaperone (Vtc4) (gene vtc4). Gene Ontology annotation, cellular component: fungal-type vacuole membrane; vacuolar transporter chaperone complex. Gene Ontology annotation, biological process: microautophagy; vacuole fusion, non-autophagic; polyphosphate metabolic process. The transcript has 4 exons. Bases 1 to 2343 code for a protein of 780 amino acids. NCBI's taxonomy places the organism in Eukaryota, Fungi, Ascomycota, Eurotiomycetes, Eurotiales, Aspergillaceae. The record is from RefSeq and is a predicted model, not a curated record.
AUGAUCAAGGAGUACUAUCCCUUCUACAUUGCCUAUGACGACCUCAAGAAGUCUCUGAAGACGGAUCUCGUCGAACCCGCCUCCGAAAACACCAAUCCCGCCCGCAAAGAAUGGUCCGAGGACGAUGAGACGCACUUCGUAUCUUUGCUCGAGAGCGAGCUGGAGAAGGUCUUCCUGUUCCAGAAGCGCAAGAGCGAGGAGAUCGUCGAACGCAUCCAGGAUAGUGAACUUGAGGUCACCGAUGUCGUGUCCCGUCUGGACGGCUCCGUCGAAACCCGUCGCCAAAGCACACGGACUGCCCGCCCAACCCCUACGGAUGCCGACUUCCUGAUGCUUGAGCAGGUGCUCAGUGAUAUCAUCGCCGAUGUGCACGACUUGGCCAAGUUCACGCAAUUGAACUAUACGGGCUUCCAGAAGAUCAUCAAAAAGCAUGACAAAGAAACACAAUGGUAUCUCAAGCCCGUUUUUGCUGCUCGCCUCAAUGCCAAGCCCUUCUUCAAGGAUAACUACGACGCUUUCGUGGUUAAACUGUCGAAGCUGUAUGACCUCGUCCGAACUAAGGGUAACCCAGUGAAGGGAGAUGCAUCUGCCGGUGGCACCCAACAGAACUUUGUGCGUCAGACCACGAAGUACUGGGUGCAUCGGGAUAAUAUCACGGAAUUGAAGCUGGUCGUGCUCAAGCACUUGCCGGUUUUGGUCUUCAACGCCAACAAAGAAUUUGAGGAGAAGGACACGGCCAUUUCAUCGAUCUACUACGAUAACACUGAUACUUGGGAGCUAUACGAGGGUCGCUUGAAGAAGACAGAAGGCGCCGAGGCCAUUCGUCUGCGGUGGUACGGUGGCAUGGAGAGCGACCAGAUCUUCGUGGAGCGCAAGACUCACCGCGAAGACUGGACCGGAGAAAAGUCCGUCAAGGCCCGUUUCUCCCUCAAGGAGAAGAACGUCAAUGCCUUUUUGGAAGGCAAGAUGACCGUGGAGCAGGUCUUUGACAAGGCGCGCAAGGAAGGAAAGAAAAGCCAGGCAGAGCUCGAUGACUUGGAACAGUUGGCCCGAGAGGUCCAGUACCGUGUCAUCACUCGCCGGUUAGUCCCCGUCACUCGUACCUUCUACCACCGCACUGCAUUCCAGCUUCCGGGCGAUGCUCGUGUCCGUAUAUCUCUGGAUACUGAGCUGACCAUGGUCCGUGAGGACAACAUGGAUGGCCGCCGACGCGCAGGCAAGAACUGGCGUCGGAUGGACAUCGGAGAUAUCGACCGAUUCCCUUAUGCCGUGUUGGAAGUCAAGCUGCAGACCCAGGCAGGCCAGGAGCCUCCUCAGUGGAUCCGCGAUCUGACUGCCAGUCACUUGGUCGAGGCGGUUCCCAAGUUCAGUAAAUUUAUCCACGGAACAGCCACCAUGUUCCCAACCCGCAUCAACUUGCUUCCAUUCUGGUUCCCCCAGAUGGAUGUGGACAUCCGAAAGCCCGCCACCCAUCAAUACGGAAUUCACAGACCACUCGCAAGUACUUCGAUCUCGGCCAAUGAUGAAGACUCCGAUGACGACGAUACUCCGGGUACAGACGAGGCUCUCAACGGUCACUCCGCCGAGCACCAAAACGGUUUGUUCGAGACCAAUGGCAACGAACUAGAUAUCGAAGAGCGCAUCGCUGCCCAACCUCUCCCCGGCGACGAAGACUACCCCUUGUACGACUCGGACGACGAAUCAAUCUAUUCAGAUGAGCUUGAAGAAGCGCGUCGCAUCGGCGGAGCCUACUACGCCCAACAAUUGGCCAAGCAUUAUCUCUGUCGAACUGGUCACGCUGUCGCACAGGGUCUGAUGGCAAUAAUUCCCCGCCCCCGUCCAACAUCCCUGCCGCCCCCCGAACAGCGUGGCAUUGCAGUCCUGGGAACCCAGCGUCGCACCAUGCAGCGCUUCCAGGCUCCUCCCGGUAAACGCAUUUUCGUCCCCGUUCGCGUGGAACCAAAGGUCUACUUUGCCGCCGAGCGUACCUUCCUCUCCUGGCUGGAAUUCUCUAUCAUCCUCGGCGGCAUCGCCGCAACCCUCCUCAACUUCGGCGCCGAUUACACCACCCUCGUCUCCUCCUGGGCCUUCACCCUCCUCGCCGCUGGCGCCCUAGUCUACAGCCUCAUCCUGUAUAUCUGGCGUGUGGACAAGAUCCGCAAGCGUCGCGACGUCAAGCGCGUCUACUACGAGCGCUGGGGCCCUACUGUCAUCAGUAUCGGUCUGGUAGUCAUCAUUCUGAUUAACUUUAUUCUCCGCGUGCGCGCCGGCGGAUUCAUGUCUGAGCCUGGUAAAAGCUCACCUGACUUGCCUGGUCGUUCGUCUCCACAUGGCGAGUUGUAG